Molecule: messenger RNA, 2132 nt
Organism: Thunnus maccoyii (southern bluefin tuna)
Lineage: Eukaryota; Metazoa; Chordata; Actinopteri; Scombriformes; Scombridae
Gene: hmx3a
Product: H6 family homeobox 3a
Exons: 3
Coding region: 259-1170 (303 amino acids)
Biological process (GO): regulation of transcription by RNA polymerase II
Cellular component (GO): nucleus
Molecular function (GO): RNA polymerase II transcription regulatory region sequence-specific DNA binding; DNA-binding transcription factor activity, RNA polymerase II-specific
Source: RefSeq, a predicted model, not a curated record
UGUUCAGCGUUUGGCUGUGAUAACCUUCGAAGGAGUCGGCUGUUCGGCUUUUCCGCCUAGAAGGACGUCUGUUUUGACGCGCUCUCCGGGUGUGAAAUCGAGUCUCCGCGUUAAAUCGUCGAGAAGAAUAAAACAGGGAGUCAUCGUAGCCAGGAUAUCAGCAGACUGUAAGUCAGCCUCGCUGUUUUGUUUUGGUUUUUUUUUUCUUUUUGAUUUCUUGCUUCCGUGGUCCUUUGCGUCCAGACCACAGCCACAGCGAUGCCAGAGACAACGCAAGAGACGUGCGCUUCGGCCAAGGACUCUCCUUUCUUCAUUAAGAAUCUGCUGAACUGUGAUAACAAACCGUCCAAACCCAAACCCGUGCUGGCUGCCGCUAAGGCGGCUUUGGAGGGGGGAUUUUCCCUCUCCCAGGUCGGGGAAUUCAACUUUCCACGCUUUGACCUGCCCGCACAGAGGUUCAGUCUACCGGCUCACUACUUGGAGCGCACCUCGGCGUGGUGGUACCCCUACGCCCUCAGCUCAUCCGCCCACCUACACAGAACCGAAGUCACCGAGAAACCAGGAGCCAGAGACUCCUCUCCAACCUCGGGCACGGACAGAGACUCGCCGGACCUGGUGCUCAAAUCCGAGCCAGACGCCAAAGACGACGACGAGGACGACGAGCACAACAACAACAAAAGCGGCGACGAGAUCAUACUGGAAGAAAGCGACACGGAAGAAGCCAAAAAAGACGAGCUGGGGGAGUGGAAGAAGAUGGACGACGACAAGAAGCCGUGUCGCAAGAAGAAGACGCGCACGGUUUUCUCCCGGAGCCAGGUGUUCCAGCUGGAGUCCACCUUCGACAUGAAGCGGUACCUGAGCAGCUCGGAGCGGGCCGGCCUGGCCGCGUCCCUGCACCUGACGGAGACUCAAGUGAAGAUCUGGUUCCAGAACAGAAGGAACAAGUGGAAAAGGCAGCUGGCCGCGGAGCUGGAGGCCGCCAACCUCAGCCACGCCGCGGCGCAGAGGAUAGUCCGGGUGCCCAUCCUUUACCACGAGAACUCGGCCUCGGAGAGCGGAGGCGCCGCUGCCAACGUACCCGUGAGCCAGCCGCUGCUCACCUUCCCGCACCCCGGCGUCUACUACUCCCACCCCAUCGUCACAUCCGUGCCGCUGCUCAGACCGGUUUGAAAAUAACUGAGUUUUACGGCACAAAUUGGUGUCUAUUUCCAAAAUCAACUAAUGCGAAAAGUAAAAAAAAAAAAAAAAAAAAGGACACAGCCUAAUAUUUUUGUACAACUGACUAAAUGAAGAAACAAAGAAAAGAAAAGAGACACACUGUCAGGCCUACAUGGACCUAUUUAGGCAAAUAUGUUGUGUCAUUUUCCAUAAGGUUGCAGUUUACACGUGAUCCGACAAUUCAAUUUCAUAUUAUUAUUAUUAUUGUUAUUAUUAUUAUUAUGAUUAUAUGUAAUUAUCACCUCAGGAGUCCACCUGCUUACACUGCCUGAUGAGUGUUUUGGUUUUUUUUCUCCCUAGUUCUACACCAUGACUGUUGUUGACAGGACAAUGUUGUGUAAAGUACAAGAAAAUUUACAUUGUUUACAAAACCUGGCGGCCUAGAGGCGCGGGCCUGCUUAUCAUCUGACAGUUAUUUGGUUUAAUUUACAUUUCCAGAACUGAUAACACGAAUAUGUGCAAUACACUGACGGUGUGCUGUGAAUGAAUGAAUCCAUGUUUUGUCAUCCACGGUGGAAUAUUGAUGAGGCUCUUUUGCUUUUUUUGUAAUAUUUCCCUUUUUUUUUUUUUUUUUUUUUUUUUUGCUUUUCAAAGCGCUUGACGGGGGACAAUCAAGACACUCUCAACUGUAAAAAUAGCCAUGUAGCUUUAUGUUUAGUUUUAGUGAUUCUCACUCCUGCUCCCUCCACACGGACACGUCCUUCAAGCACAAGUGUGAGCUCCACUGUCACUUAAUCUACUAAAAAUAUCGACUACACUGGUGUACAAAAUAUGUAAAUGUAUAUAUUUAAUGAGGAGCGGGGAGAGGAGCUGCCACUUGCGGCUUCUUCUUUGUACAGAAAAAAAACAACGUUUUGAUAUUGUAUUGCUGAACCAUGUUGUGAAAUAAAUGGAGAAUAUUCCUUACAUUUUUA